AGCCCCUCUAAACGGUGCUGCUGGUCUGGUGUGGGUGGCAUGCGGCGCAGAGAUAGCAGCAGCACUCUCUGUCAUCCCCACAGCCCCUCUAAACGGUGCUGCUGGUCUGGUGUGGGUGGCAUGCGGCGCAGAGAUAGCGGCAGCACUCUCUGUCAUCCCCACAGCCCCUCUAAACGGGGCUGCUGGUCUGGUGUGGGUGGCAUGCGGCGAAGAGAUUGCAGCAGCACUCUCUGUCAUCCCCACGUGCCCAAUCCCUUCUUUCCGCUUGCUCCUCCCCCCCCCCCUCUCUAUCCCACCCCUCUCCCUCCUCUUCCAGAGCCCCUCUAAACGGUGCUGCUGGUCUGGUGUGGGUGGCAUGCGGCGCAGAGAUAGCAGCAGCACUCUCUGUCAUCCCCACGUGCCCAAUCCCUUCUUUCCGCUUGCUCCUCCCCCCCCCUCUCUAUCCCACCCCUCUCCCUCCUCUUCCAGAGCCCCUCUAAACGGUGCUGCUGGUCUGGUGUGGGUGGCAUGCGGCGAAGAGAUUGCAGCAGCACUCUCUGUCAUCCCCACGUGCCCAAUCCCUUCUUUCCGCUUGCUCCUCCCCCCCCCCUCUCUAUCCCACCCCUCUCCCUCCUCUUCCAGAGCCCCUCUAAACGGUGCUGCUGGUCUGGUGUGGGUGGCAUGCGGCGCAGAGAUUGCAGCAGCACUCUCUGUCAUCCCCACAGCCCCUCUAAACGGUGCUGCUGGUCUGCUGUGGGUGGCAUGCGGCGCAGAGAUAGCAGCAGCACUCUCUGUCAAACCCACGUGCCCAAUCCCUUCUUUCCGCUUGCUCCUCCCCCCCCCCUCUCUAUCCCACCACUCUCCCUCCUCUUCCAGAGCCCCUCUAAACGGUGCUGCUGGUCUGGUGUGGGUGGCAUGCGGCGCAGAGAUAGCGGCAGCACUCUCUGUCAUCCCCACAGCCCCUCUAAACGGUGCUGCUGGUCUGGUGUGGGUGGCAUGCGGCGAAGAGAUUGCAGCAGCACUCUCUGUCAUCCCCACGUGCCCAAUCCCUUCUUUCCGCUUGCUCCUCCCCCCCCCCUCUCUAUCCCACCCCUCUCCCUCCUCUUCCAGAGCCCCUCUAAACGGUGCUGCUGGUCUGGUGUGGGUGGCAUGCGGCGCAGAGAUAGCAGCAGCACUCUCUGUCAUCCCCACAGCCCCUCUAAACGGUGCUGCUGGUCUGGUGUGGGUGGCAUGCGGCGCAGAGAUAGCAGCAGCACUCUCUGUCAUCCCCACAGCCCCUCUAAAUGGUGCUGCUGGUCUGCUGUGGGUGGCAUGCGGCGCAGAGAUAGCAGCAGCACUCUCUGUCAUCCCCACAGCCCCUCUAAACGGUGCUGCUGGUCUGGUGUGGGUGGCUUGCGGCGCAGAGAUAGCAGCAGCACUCUCUGUCAUCCCCACAGCCCCUCUAAACGGUGCUGCUGGUCUGGCGUGGGUGGCAUGCGGCGCAGAGAUAGCAGCAGCCCUCUCUGUCAUCCCCACGUGCCCAAUCCCUUGUUUCCGCUUGCUCCUCCCCCCCCCCUCUCUAUCCCACCCCUCUCCCUCCUCUUCCAGAGCCCCUCUAAACGGUGCUUCUGGUCGCGUAGCCCCUGUUCAUGGUGCUGGUGGUGGUGUGGGUGGCCUGCGGCACGUGUUACCCAAAUCCCACUCUCUCGACCUCUGGUUUCCGCCCUUCUUUGGGAGUCACCCACAUAUCCUUUUUUCCUAUCCAUCCGGCUGUCGUAGGAGGGAAACAGCGGGUCAGCUCGUGGGGAAACAACAGAGACGGGCUCCCGUUUGCCAACGGCCGGGCCUAUCAAAGGUUAAGAGGACUGACUGGAACGUCUCCAACUCCCACCGGAAGAACAGUGAAUGGAUGGGGGGUUUGCACCGAAAUGUGCGGUGGAUUAUCAAGGACCACUUCACACGCCACACCCCCGUGUACAAUACAGACGUGAAGGGCUUCAAGUGGGGCGACCGUGGGCUGUAUGUUCACGAGUCAGGAUUUGAGGCCUUCCGGGGGAAGGCUGAGCUUGAUGCCGAAACGAAGGACCUGAAGGAGGAAGAAAAGGAGGUGUACGACUCGGAGGACAUGGAGGAGGAUAAGGAGGAGGAGGAUGAGGAGGAGGAGGAGGAGGAGGAGGAGGAGGAGGAUGACGAGGAGGAGGAGGAGGAGGAGGAGGAGGAGGAGGAGGAGGACGAGGACGAGGAACAGUGGGGGCAGGAGCAGAGGAAGAGGAAAAGGCACAAGAGACCUAGGGCAGGCGGGAGGGAUGAGGAAGAGGAUGAGAAACGGGGGGGGCAAGAUCUUAGGAAGGGCAGAAGGCACAAGGGGGGGAAAACCAGGGGAGGCAGGAGGGAAGCGGACGAGGAAGAGGAGAAGGAAGAGGAGCUGGGGGAUAAGAAACAGGGGGGGCAGGAGCGGAGGAAGGGCAGGAAGCACAAGAGAGGCAGAGGGCAGGGAAGCAGGAGGGAAGAGGAAGUGGAGGAAGAUGAGGAAGAGGAGGAGCAGGAGGAUGAGAAACAGGGGGGGCAGUCGCGGAGGAAGGGGAGAAAGCACAAGAGAGGCAGAGGCAAGGGAGGUUGGAGGGAAGUGGAAGAGGAGGAAGAGGAGGAAGAGGAGAAAGAGGAGGAAGAGGAUGAGGAUGAGGAUGAGAAGCAGGGGGGCCAGGAGCGGAGGAAGGGCAAAAGGCACGAAAAUGGCAAAAGAAGGGGAGGCAAGAGGGCCAAAUGA
Closterium sp. NIES-65 is the source of this 2725-nucleotide messenger RNA. NCBI's taxonomy places the organism in Eukaryota, Viridiplantae, Streptophyta, Zygnematophyceae, Desmidiales, Closteriaceae. The record is from the annotation of a GenBank genome assembly.